AUGCACGUGGCAGCAUGUGCUCAUCGCGCACAAAUUCCGGAGUCCCAGUUUGUGUCUCCGUCCGUGUCAUCUUGGGCUUUUCGGUCUCCAGCUCGCCGAGAACAAGUCCCUCCACGACGUGUGAGGCUGGCAACAGGAGGGGAGACCCUUCAAGCAGCAGAGGCUGCGGGGCUAGGGGCGCUCCUGCUUCUUGUAGCACGGCGCCUAUCUUUGCGACGGCGACAUCGUCGACAUCAAGAUUUGCUGGAGGUUGUUCUUCGUGGGAGUUCUGCAUGGUUGCGGUCAACAGGUCGUGAGGCUCCGGACCUGCGGCCCCUUGCGUCCUUCGGAGCCGAAGUGCGAGGCUUCGAUCUCAGCUCUCCGGAUUUGCCUUCCGGGAAGCUGCGCACAUUGCUUUGUGAGCAUGGCCUCCUGCUGUUUCGUGAUCAGGACUUGCUGGAGGAGGAUGUCCUCCGUGUCGCUUCAGCUUUUGCAGAACCCGUCCCCGCUGCCGGCCAGCAACGUGCGCUGGCCACGUACCGUGUUUGCAACCGAGAUCCUGCUCCGAGAGGACAGGAUUUCUGGCAUUCCGACAACUCCUACGCGCCAGAGCCCGGGGGCCCGACUUUGCUGUAUGCCCUGGAUAUCCCGGUCGGGCCCCAGGGCCCUCUGGGUGAUACCCUCUUUGCCGACGCCGGGGUGCCCCUCGCAGCGGAGCUUCGUGGCCGGGUGCAGGGACUCCGCGCGGGUCACAACUUGGCUCACAACGGUGGUGUACCUCUGCCAGAGAUGGCCGCAGGCGGUUGGCAGCCUGCUCCGGAUAUCUCGCACGAUGUGCUUCGCUCCCAUCCCCUCAGUGGCAGGGAGGUUGUGUUCGUGAACGAGGCCUACGUCUCUCGCAUUGAGGGCCUUGCGGAGGAGGAGUCAAAGCAACUUCUCGCAGAUCUGCAGGAGCACGUGCUGCAGAGCACCUACUGCCACCGCUGGCGGACAGAUGAUCUUCUGGUGUGGGACAACCACCGCCUGCAGCACAAGGCCACCACCAUUUCGCUCCCAGCCGGCGCGGAGCGAGUCAUGUGGCGCGUGCAGACUCGCGGCCCGGGAAAGCCUGCGGAGAACAAUACUAGGCUCUUGGAAGUUUAA
Messenger RNA from Symbiodinium sp. CCMP2592, 1122 nucleotides. The record is from the annotation of a GenBank genome assembly. NCBI's taxonomy places the organism in Eukaryota, Dinophyceae, Suessiales, Symbiodiniaceae.